Molecule: messenger RNA, 4688 nt
Organism: Gavialis gangeticus (Gharial)
Lineage: Eukaryota; Metazoa; Chordata; Crocodylia; Gavialidae
Gene: CNTN4
Product: contactin 4
Exons: 21
Coding region: 13-3036 (1007 amino acids)
Biological process (GO): cell-cell adhesion; brain development
Molecular function (GO): cell-cell adhesion mediator activity
Source: RefSeq, a predicted model, not a curated record
GCAGACGACAACAUGCUGCACGGACCAAUUUUCAUUCAGGAACCAAAUAAUGUAAUUUUUCCACUGGAUUCUGAGGAAAGGAAAGUGAAGCUGAACUGUGAAGUGAAAGGAAAUCCUAAGCCAACAAUCAGGUGGAGGUUAAAUGGAACCGAUGUUGACAUUGGUAUGGAUUACCGCUACAGUAUAGUGGAAGGCAGCUUGUUGAUCAAUAACCCCAAUAAAACCCAAGAUACUGGAACAUACCAGUGCAUAGCAACAAACUCAUUUGGAACAACCGUUAGCCGAGAAGCAAAACUUCAGUUUGCUUAUCUUGAAAACUUCAAAACAAGAACAAGAAGUACAGUCUCAGUCCGCCAAGGUCAGGGAAUGGUACUGCUGUGUGGACCACCGCCCCACUCUGGAGAACUCAUUUAUGCAUGGAUCUUCAAUGAAUAUCCAUCAUUUGUGCAGCAAGAUAAUCGUCGUUUUGUUUCUCAAGAGACUGGGAAUUUAUACAUAGCUAAAGUGGAGGCGUCAGAUGUGGGCAACUACACCUGCGUGGUGACAAACACCGUAACAAAUAGCAAAGUGCUUGGACCUCCGACUCCUUUGAUCCUGAGGAAUGAUGGGGUGAUGGGUGAAUAUGAGCCAAAAAUAGAAGUGCAGUUUCCAGAAACAGUUUCAUCUGCAAAAGGAACAACUGUGAAACUGGAAUGCUUUGCCUUGGGAAAUCCAGUUCCAACUAUUAGUUGGAGAAGAGCAGAUGGAAAGCAAAUACCCAGGAAAGCCAGGAGACACAAAUCCAGCGGAGUUCUUGAAAUCCUAAAUUUUCAGCAGGAAGAUGCUGGUCCAUACGAGUGCAUGGCUGAAAAUGUGAGAGGGAAGAAUGUGGCACGUGGACAGCUGACGUUUUAUGCCCAACCCAAUUGGAUUCAGAAAACAAGCGAUGCUCGGGUCGCUAUCGAGGAAAGUAUCUUUUGGGAGUGCAAAGCAAAUGGGAGGCCGAAGCCUUCCUAUAGCUGGCUAAAGGAUGGAGAACACCUGAUGCCUCAGGACAGAAUUCAGAUCGAGCAUGGAGCACUUAGGAUAACAAAUAUAAGCCUGGCAGAUGCAGGCAUGUAUCAGUGCAUAGCAGAAAACAGACACGGGACUAUUUUUUCCAGUGCAGAGCUGAGUGUAAUAGCUGUGGGUCCAGAUUUUUCCAAAACCCUCUUGAAAAAGGUGACUCUUGUUAAAGCGGGAGGUGAAGUAACCAUAGAGUGUAAGCCAAAAGCUUCCCCCAGACCUACUUAUACCUGGAAGAAAGGAAGAGAGAUCCUAAGAGAAAAUGAGAGAAUCACAGUUUUGGAAGAUGGGAGCCUUAGAAUUGUCAAUGUAACAAAAUCAGAUGCUGGAAGUUACACCUGUAUAGCAACAAACCAUUUUGGGACAGCUAGCAGCACUGGAAGUUUGGUGGUGAAAGAUCCAACACGGGUUAUGGUGCCACCUUUCAGCAUGGAUGUCACUGUUGGAGAAAGUAUUGUCCUGCCUUGCCAGGUAUCUCAUGAUCACUCGCUAGAUAUUAUGUUUACUUGGUCAUUUAAUGGACACCUCAUAGACUUUGAAAAAGACGGGGAUCACUUUGAAAGAGUUGGAGGGGAUUCAGCUGGUGAUUUGAUGAUCAGAAGCAUCCAGCUGAAGCAUGCUGGGAAGUAUGUCUGCACGGUGCAAACAAGUGUGGACAAGCUAUCGGCUGCUGCAGACCUGAUUGUAAGAGGUCCACCAGGCCCACCUGAAGCUGUGACAAUAGAUGAAAUCACUGACACCACAGCUCAAUUGUCCUGGAGGCCAGGAGCAGAUAAUCACAGCCCCAUUACUAUGUAUGUCAUUCAAGCAAGAACCCCGUUUUCUGUGGGGUGGCAGGCAGUGAGCACAGUUCCAGAGAUCAUUGAUGGGCGAACCUUCACCGCAACGGUGGUGGGCUUAAACCCUUGGGUUGAGUAUGAAUUCAGAGUGGUGGCAGCCAAUCUUAUUGGGAUUGGGGAACCAAGCAGACCGUCAGAGAAGAGAAGAACGGAAGAGGCUCUUCCUGAAGUCACCCCAGCUAAUGUCAGUGGAGGUGGAGGGAGCAAGUCAGAGCUGGUCAUUACAUGGGAGACAGUGCCUGAAGAACUACAGAACGGAGGUGGCUUUGGUUAUGUGGUGGCCUUCAGACCGUUUGGCACAGUGAGCUGGAUGCAGACUGUCGUAGCUUCUCCCGAUGCCUCUAGAUACGUGUUUCGAAAUGAGAGCCUGCCCCCGUUCUCUCGCUAUGAGGUGAAAGUGGGAGUGUACAACAAUAAAGGAGAAGGCUCUUUCAGUCCCGUCACAGUUGUAUAUUCUGCCGAAGAAGAGCCCAACAGAGCUCCGACCAGUGUCUUUGCCAGAAGUCUCUCUGCUUCAGACAUUGAAGUUUCCUGGGCUCCUCCACAUGAGAAUCAGAGUAAAGGAAGGAUCCAGGGUUAUGAGGUUCGAUACUGGAAGCAUGAUGAGAAGGAAGAAAAUGCUAAAAAAGUCAGAACUAUUGGUAAUUGGACAUCUACAAAAAUUGCUAACUUGAGAGGCAGUGCAUUGUAUCAUUUAGCUGUGAAGGCAUAUAACACUGCAGGGACGGGCCCAUCCAGUGCCACAGUCAACGUCACUACCAAAAAGCCCCCCCCAAGUCAACCUCCUGGAAAUAUCAUAUGGAAUUCAUCUGACUCCAAAAUUAUAUUGACCUGGGAUCAAGUAAAAGCACUGGAUAAUGAAUCUGAAGUGAGAGGAUACAAAGUUUUAUACAGAUGGAACAGACAAAGCAGUACGUCUGUAAUAGAAACGAAUAAAACAUCUGUGGAGCUUUCUUUGCCUUUUGAUGAAGAUUACAUCAUAGAAAUAAAGCCAUUUAGUGACGGAGGGGAUGGCAGCAGCAGUGAACAAAUCCGAAUUCCAAAGAUAACAAAUGCAUAUGCUAGAGGAUCUGGGUCUUCAACUUCAAAUGCUUGUACGUUGUCAGCCAUCAGCACAAUAAUGAUAUCCCUCACAGCUAGAUCAAGUUUAUGACAAAAAUUACAUGAAGGACUUCUUGUUUAUAAUAUAAGCAACAUUUAGCUAGUUGUUUUGAAGACACCCAGUACUAAGUAAUAUUGUGGUUCAAGUACAUCUUACUACUGGAAAAAAUGUUUUAUGCUUCUUUAGGAAUGGCAUUAUACAGUACUUCCUCAAAGCAAAUAUAGCUUUGUCUGAAGUUUCCUUGGAAACUCUGCAAUGCACUGAAGACAUCUGUAAUAUGAUGUUACCAAAGCAGUUUACAUAUGUCCUUAUAUGCAUAUUUUUUAUUAUAUAUUUAGUGUUUUAUAGAAUUUUUUAAAGUUAACAUAUGAUGUAGAUAUUAAUUUUUCCUCUGCUAUAAAAUGCUAUGGACGACAUGAUCAUAAAAAUAUUGUUUGGAAUUUUUUCUUUUAGGAUGAAGAGUCCAAAGUUGUUUGCAGUAAAUUGGUUGCAAAUUUAUUGUACAGUUUUACAAGGGUGUACAUUGGCAGAACUGUUUAGGACUUGGUUCUUAACUCCAGGCAGCUGUAUUUAAAUGGCCGUUAUGAUGAUUCUUACGUUAUAUCAAGUGCUUUUAACAUGCAGAUUAUUUUUUUCACUUUGGAACAGGUGACUAACCAAGACAGAUUUAGGUAACUGUCAAGAACAGCUACGAUCUUGAAAAAUUACAUAGAAUUUUUGGUUGUUUGUGGACUAUCGUACAUAUAGCCAAUAAUUUAACAACACAUAGUGGGAUUUCAUUUUCCUGUAUUGAAGUAGCUUUAUCUUUAUCAUAAAUAACAUUUAAAUCAGAUGUUAAAAUUGUUGUUACUUUGCUGCAAUCUCUUCCUCUAGUAGCAUCAAUCUAGUCAUUACAGCAGAUGAAGGACAAGAAUCUGACCCUAGCUAGUUUGGUGAAAGUUGAGUGUAAUUCCAGCUAAAUUGGUGAUGUUACUCUGGACAGUUCACCAAGGAAAUUAUAACAUAACUAUGGCAACUCUAAAACUUAAAAUGAACACCAGUUUUCUAUGUUUCUUUUCCAUGUACAUUUUAAAUGCGACUCAUAAUUCUUCAUAAUUCAGUUGCAAUCUUAAAUUGGCUUACGUACUUGCACUUAGAUCUAGGUGAUUAACUGAAUCUGAAAAAUGUUUCUCAUUGCUCAUAUAGCUUUCUCAAGAAGGAUUUUUUUCAUGUUAAGUUUCAAGGUCUCUUUGGGUGUAUGGUCCCACAAUAGUUGUGUGCUAUGAAGUUUCUGUUCCUUUAGAAACUCUCCAUAAAAGUCCAAGGUCUUAGUAGAAUCACACUGGGAAAUGACAGCAUCCACAGCAAAAUAAUUCUUCUUUAGAAAGGAAAUGUUUAUUACUAUGGGGUUUUUUGUAAGUUCACACAGACGGCAUAAUGCUAGUAAAAAGGCUGGAAUUUUCUAUAAAACUUUUCAAGUUGAAAUGAGCUGCAGUGGUUUAUUAUUAUUAUUUUUCCUGAUAGCUUGAAUUUGCCUGUAACUUGUCUUUUUUGCUUACAAAACAAUCCAAGUUAACUUUUAAACCUUCUCAAUAUAUUUAUUCAGUAACUCAUAAUCGGGAUUCCACUUGUGUAAAAGUCAGGGGUGUUAACCAGAGAAAUAUUGUCAGUAUUUCAAGCUGUGUUCCUUUCUUAGUUUGAUAUGGUUACUUCUAUGUAAAAAA